CAGAUUGGCGCGCGCAGGAGGUCAUGGGACUUCAGCAUGGCGGUGUUUGCAGAUUUGGACCUGCGAGUGGGUUCUGACAUGAAGGCUCUGCGCGGGCUGGUGGAGACAGCCGCUCACCUUGGCUAUUCAGUUGUUGCCAUCAAUCAUGUCAUUGACUUUAAGGAAAAGAAACAGGAAAUUGAAAAACCAAUAGCUGUUUCUGAACUCUUCACAACUUUGCCAAUUGUACAGGGAAAAUCAAGACCAAUUAAAAUUUUAACUAGAUUGACAAUUAUUGUGUCCGAUCCAUCUCACUGCAAUGUUUUGAGAGCAACUUCUUCAAGGGUCCGGCUUUAUGAUGUUGUUGCAGUUUUUCCAAAGACAGAAAAACUUUUUCAUAUUGCUUGCACACAUUUGGAUGUGGAUUUAGUCUGCAUAACUGUAACAGAGAAACUACCAUUUUACUUCAAAAGACCUCCUAUUAAUGUGGCAAUUGACCGAGGCCUGGCUUUUGAACUUAUCUAUAGCCCUGCUAUCAAAGACUCCACAAUGAGAAGGUAUACAAUUUCCAAUGCCCUCAAUUUGAUGCAAAUCUGCAAAGGAAAGAAUGUAAUUAUAUCUAGUGCUGCAGAAAGGCCUUUAGAAAUAAGAGGGCCAUAUGAUGUGGCAAACCUAGGCUUGCUGUUUGGCCUUUCUGAAAGUGAUGCCAAGGCUGCAGUGUCCACCAACUGCCGAGCAGCACUUCUCCACGGAGAAACUAGAAAAACUGCUUUUGGAAUUAUUUCUACAGUGAAGAAACCUCGGCCAUCAGAAGGGGAUGAAGAUUGUCUUCCAGCUCCCAAGAAAGCCAAGUGUGAGGGCUGAAAAGAAUGCCCCAGUGUCUGUCAGCAGUCCCUUCUUCCCUUUUAUACUUCAUCAGCCACAACAAAGAGAAAACCUUUGUGUGAUUUACUGUUUUCAUUUGGAGCUAGAAAUCAAUAGUCUAUAAAAACAGUUUUACUUCCAAUCCAUUAAAACAACAAACAAAACCUA
Sapajus apella (tufted capuchin) is the source of this 1011-nucleotide messenger RNA. RefSeq names its product ribonuclease P/MRP subunit p30 (gene RPP30). The transcript is spliced from 11 exons. Gene Ontology annotation, cellular component: nucleolar ribonuclease P complex. Lineage: Eukaryota; Metazoa; Chordata; Mammalia; Primates; Cebidae. Gene Ontology annotation, biological process: tRNA processing. Gene Ontology annotation, molecular function: RNA binding. The coding region runs from base 37 to 843 and encodes 268 amino acids. The record is from RefSeq and is a predicted model, not a curated record.